This is a messenger RNA of Podarcis lilfordi (Lilford's wall lizard), 9789 nucleotides long. The record is from the annotation of a GenBank genome assembly. Lineage: Eukaryota; Metazoa; Chordata; Lepidosauria; Squamata; Lacertidae.
GGAAGUUCCCCUGGCACUUUCAUUAUACACCUUUAGGCGCCAGGCAAAAACGUUCCUUUUUAACCAGGCCUUUGGUUGAUCUUAUUGACAUCCAACACCCUUUUAGAAUGUUGCUUGGGGGAAGUGUUAUUGGGUUGUUGCUUUUGGUUUGAUUUUAUAUUUUAGUUUGAUUUUAUAUUUUGCUAUGUACCGUCCUGAGACCUCCAGGUAUAGGGCAGUGUAUAAGUUGAAUAAAUUAAUAAAUAAACGCUUGACCCCCUCCAACUUGACUGCUCAAUUCUAUGUGUAUUCUUUUCCCACUGUAAAUGCAUCUUAGGUUUCGGCAACCUUUCAGGAGUUUCCAAUAUCAUCACGCUGGUGUCCCAAACGCAGUUGACAUUUCUACAAUAUUUGAUACCAGUAUUUGAUAUCUGACAGAUUAUAUUUGACAAUAUUUAAUGGCUGUCACAAAAUGGUAUUCGGGGUGUUGUUUUCGGUAUUAAAGAGCUGGCAUGCAAUAGUACUGGCAUCUGGUAUUGUUUGAUCAUUGACAUGCAUGGUGUUUAGUAUUUGGUGGCUGAUACGCAGUCAGCCUGCAUGCUUGACAAGAUUGAAUGGUUGGCAUGCGAUUGUAGUAUUUGGUGUCUGUAAGUUAAACCGUGUGCUGUACGUAAACAUGCAUAAUGGUAACCUGAUGGCCCUUUUUAAACUUGAAAACAUGUUUGAUGGGGAGAGCGAGUGGAUAGGAGAGAAGUAGGGGACAGGAAGUAGCAUUUUAAUCUAGGCUGGGGUGGGGCUGGGACUCCAACUCCCAUCAGCCUCUGCCAUCAUGUGCUGUGGUCGGGGAUGAUGGGAGUUGGAGUCCAACCAAAUCUGGAGUCUCACAGCUUCCCAGUUCCCUAGUUUGCCUGUUCACCAGAGCCAAGUUUUUCUUAUAAUUUACUGCUUCUCCUUAUAUGCUUCCUUUAGCAUAUUUGAAUGUUCUCUGUAUUGCCAAGAGCCCUGGGGCUGCCUGUAGAAAGGAAGGAUGAAAAUGCUGCACGUUAAAUUAAAUCUAAAUAAGGAAAUCAAUAAAGCUGCAGCUGUGUGUACGUGUGUGAGAGAGAAAGAGGGGGAGGGGUUGUACGUAUAUAUGAAUGCCCAUCUCCUCCCCAAGAAACAAAAAGAUCCCUCCACUCAUGAGAGGCGGGAAGGGGGAUGGCGAAGGGCAGACUAAGCACUUCUCCCUGAAAUGGUAGCCUUCUAUUGCAGGGAUUAUUUUUAAGCGGGAAAGCAUUGAAACUUGUUAUUCCCCACCUGUAGCCUGAAGCAAAACACUCAGAGAAAAGCUUUACCACUUAAUUCUGCUAAAUGUGUGAAUUCACCCUUCAGUAGCAGAAUGUUGGAUGAAAUAGAAUGAUGGUGUUUUUGAUUUUUUUUUCUAACACACACACACACACACACACACACACACACACACACAUUCUUCCUCUCCUACUGGUUUAUCCCAAUCUUACACAUAAUAUCAGGGGGCGUGGAAGUUUUUUGGGGGGGUUUUGCAACUGAGGGCCACAUUCCCUUCAAAGCAACCUUUUGAGGGCCACCACAUGCCAGUGGUGGGCAAGGGCAGAGGCAAAGUAGGAGGAGCAAUGAAUGCAAAUUUUACCUUUCUGCGGCGGGCUGGUUUCUACGUACCCCCAAUGCAUUACUCUCUAUCUUCCAUUGAGGCAAGCAAGAGGCAUUCUCUGAGUUUAAGGGCAUAUCCCAUCAAAGGCAAAAACACACAAGGAGGGGUAUGGAGUAAGCAUAGGGGCCAUCUUGCGGGUGGCCGCAAUGAAGGGCUUCAGCUUUGCCCAUUGACUUUGGCAGGGGCCAGUCCCCACAAAUAUAUCAUUGUGGGUGCUGAGGCACCCAGGACCCCCUGGAUUUGGCUCCAGUGGGACUUGGUCUGGUACGAGGUGGGGCUAAGGAGGAGGUAUAGCCUGGGAACAUCCUAAGGGCCACGUAGAGAGUUUGGUAGGGCUGCAUUUGACCCCUGGGCCUGAAUUUCCCUGCCCCUGCCAUUUGCUGGUACAUCAGUCACCUCGGCAUCACAAUAUAUUCAGGCUGUGAUCUUAUAUCCAUUUGUAUUCAAUGGGCGUUAAUUCUGAGUAGGUAUGUAUAGGAUUCAAGUGUCAAACCUGUACCAGUGUUAGAAACUGAGGUAUAUAAGCUAGGCACCACACAGCACCUUGAAUCAAGAUUGUGGAUACCACAACGGAAUGUCUAUUCACCAGGGGAUGAGACUCAAUGACCCUUGGGGUCCCUUACAAUGCUAGAAUUCUACGAUUCUAUUAUCUAAACUACCUUGCUUGACUGUAGCUUGCUCAUACAACAAUUCACUUCUCCCCGUGCAAGAAGGAGAAACGCACACAGUGGGAAUGGAAACGAUGGACUAAGGCAGAGGUUCCUAAACUGCGGACAGCAAACUGGCACCCAGAAAUCACCACCUAGUCACAACUGGACACACGCCAGUUGCAACAUGCGCCUGGCUAAUUUCAAACACUGACCUGUACACCUUGCUCAUGUACAGCUAAAAUGGAGCAUAGGAACACAUGAAGCAGCUGUAUACCAGGACAGACCAUUGGUUUAUCCAGCUCAAUACUCACAAGCCCUCUAGGGCAGGCACCCCCAAACUCGGCCCUCCAGCUGUUUUGGGACUACAGUGCCCAUCAUCCCUGACCACUGGUCCUGUUAGCUAGGGAUGAUGGGAGUUGUAGUCCCAAAACAGCUGGAGGGUCGAGUAUGGGGAUGCCUGCUCUAGGGUUAAAUCUCUCCCAGCCCUUCGUGGAAAUGUUGUGGAUUCAAACUUGUACCUUUUGCAUUCAAGUCACGUGCAGUCUUUGUUUGUUUGUUUGUUUGUUGUAUGUCUGUUUAUUUUUGGCAUUUCUUGCCCACCCUUUUACAUCGGUGGUUACAAAGAUGGCUUCCCAUCUCAACCUCGCAGUUCUGUUCCACUCUUUCAGAAACGGUUCUAAUAUUUUGCUUUAAUCACACUGCGUCGCGAAAACAUUCUCUUGUUCCUCAGCACACAGAGAGGACAGAGCAACCUCCAGAGACCCGUAUUAGGCUGUGGACCAUAAACCAUGGGAAUAGCUGAAAGGGAUCUCGCCUGAGGCAGCAUCCCCUUCUCGGUACUUAAAGCAGAACUCAACCAAGGACUCGGAAGCAGAGAAAAUCUAAAAGCAGAAAUGUUCCUUUCUGGAGGUCAAAGAGACAGGCAAUUGGAAAGAAAAGCGAAAGAUUCUCCCCCUCCCUUUUAAAAGGAAAGCAUGACACAACUGAUUUUCAGCUGCCGGGCGUCUUGUGUACCAAACAUCAAAACACGUCUUCCUUGAUUCCAAAUAGUUAUUGGUUUUUAGGGAGGAACUGUGUGGCCCCAGCAAAGAAUCCACAGUUUGGCUUGUCAUGUCUUUGAGCACUCUCAUAAUCCAUUAUUCCAGUAUUUGCUACUUACUGUUUUUAUAUAAAAGGAAAGAAAAUUACUUUUUUUUUGGGGGGGGGGAAUGACUCCAAAGGGCUUGUGUAAUUUCUGACCCAAAAGACCUCUUGCUGCAUUAAUGUAUAGAAUUGUAGAGUUUGAAUAGACUGAUAAGGAUCAUCUAGUCCAACUCCCUGCAAUUUGGGAAUCGAAGCUAAGCUGCUUGAAGAAAGGGAGAAAGGAGCAGCAACUGCAGCACAUAUUUAAAGGGCACUAUUAAAGCGCAGAUGGCAAGGGAAGGGUCGCAGCUCAUUGGUAGAGCACACACUCUGAAUGCAAAAGGUUGCAGGUUCAGUCCCCGGGAUCUCCAGGUAGGACUGGAUAAAGCGUGUUCUCCUUCAUGGAGAGCAGGUGUUGCGGUUGAGGCUGACAAGACACUCCAAAGUUGUGGGGCGGGCUAAUUGAUCAUUGGCCACUGGUGUGAUUGGGCUUCAUUUGUUGUUGUGAAGAAGUUAAUGUUGCCAUUCUGUGAUUGACAGUCAGAAAUGUUAGAACUCCCUGCUCGAAGCGUAGAGCGUCCUCUUUUCGCUUUGUGCAUCGGAUUGCCUGUCCCCCCCUCCCUAUAUUUAGGGUUGUUCGCUUUGACCUUGCUAUGCCUGUCAUGGGGUCGUCUGCUCUUGGGGCAGGGGCCCGGUAGGAAUUUUGUCCAUCUGGCUGAUUGGCUGGGGCCAUUUGGUUUUUGCCUACUGCGUAGCAAAUCGUCACAACUUGUAAGGUUGAAGUUAGGCAUUGGUUUGGUUGGUUGAAGGGCAUGGAUUGGCUGUGCCUGCCCCUCUAAUGCUGCUGCUGCAAGGGAUUCUGUUAAAGGAAUACAGGGGCUCACCAAUGCUUUUGUCUGAACCCUGUCAAGGGGCUAGGGCCACGUAAGAGCCCCUGGUUGCAUUUGGGGAGAGCUGAGGGCAGGUUCCCUGCUCCGUCGCUACCCCCAAAUGUAUUCCCCUUUUCUGGGGGGCAGAUAGUCGCAACCAAUGCCUAAGCAACCACUCACAUUUUUUGUAUUUUAAUAAAGUUGUGCCCCAAAAAUAUGCCAAAAACCUUAAACAAAAUUUCUGUGUGAUGUGUGAGUUAUUUGGGGUGGCUUGGGGACCUCGACACGCAAAUACUCCUCCCAGAAUUAUUGAAGGGGUUCUGCUGCUCAGUAGAGAUGAUGGUGAGCUACAUGGACCAAUGAUCUGGCUCUGAGUCAGGUGAUACGAAACACAGCACAAAUCAUUCAGCACCAGAGCUGCUGUCUGGGCACACCCUACGAGGCCCCCAUACCUUGCAAAAUGAUAAAUAUGCUGCCUGGAGACAAGCAAGUCAAGUUGUGUAUCCAUAGCAGUGACCGGCGGAGGAAUGACUGCUGGGAUUUGUGCAGAGAACCGGACACCUUCGUCUGCCCCAGGUGUAACAAAACACGUCUCUCUACAGCCACAGAAAUUGCUGCAACCAUCCCACAGCUUGACUUCACCCCCAAAAGAGCGCUCUGUUAGUGUACAAGGGUUUCAUGCAUGAAAAGAAAAAGGACAAGAAAGGGUUGGUUUUGGUGUGCUAUUUAAUUUGGGUGUGUUUUGCCCUGCACUUGCAGCUAGUUAAGCAUGUGAGAAUGACUCAAUAAACACACGAGACGUAACCGACUGUGUUCUUAGAUAAAUAAGGUAUACUAUUCAUGUAUCAAAUCAUAAAUUUCAAUGGAAGUAACUCAUAAAGUUCAACAAACAAACAAAGCAGAAGACCCAGUGGAUCAGAUCAUUCUACUACUACUACUACUACUACUACUACUACGCCAUACGAUCCACUGUCCUGUAAUAUCACAUAUGAGCUUUAACUACUGAUGAAGCCCAGGACAGCGAAACAAGGCCAAUAUUCUGGAAAUCCUUCUCUUAGACUCUGUGAAAGGAUUCUGCGGAACUGUAACAACUUUUCAUGUGGAUUGUUUGGACCUUAUGAACAGACAGGUGGAAUAGACACUAUUACAUGGAUGGACCUUAUGCAUGAACUGACUAGAGAAUGAUCUGAUCCACUGGGUCUUCUGCUUUGUUCAUUUGUUGAACUUUACGAGUUUAUUGAGUAUGCUUUACGUGACCAUAGGUUUGUUUGUUGUUGUUUUGCUUGUGAGAAUGACUCAGCAAGCAUGUGAGAAUGACUCAGCACAAUCUACAGUAUAAAUGCGGUUGUGUUUAAGGCAAGUUGACUAUUGGCCCUUGCCCAGAUCACUGUGUGUACACUGAAAGAAGACUAGAUUGACAACCGUAUGUAACUGACACUGCAUUAUACUGUCAGUAAAGCAACUGACUCUUCCUAGCACUGCUUGGUGUUUCUCUGCUCUUUUGGUGGGCACUCUGCGCAUGCCCCAACACACUCCUCCAUCGUCUCCCAAGGCAGAUGGAUAAAAGGUAAAGGUAAAGGGACCCCUGACCAUUAGGUCCAGUCGUGGCCAACUCUGGGGUUGUGGCGCUCAUCUCACUUUAUUGGCCGAGGGAGCCGGCGUACAGCUUCCGGGUCAUGUGGGCCAGCAUGACUAAGCCGCUUCUGGCGAACCAGAGCAGCGCACGGAAACGCCGUUUACCUUCCUGCCGGAGUGGUACCUAUUUAUCUACUUGCACUUCAUGCUUUCGAACUGCUAGGUUGGCAGGAGCAGGGACUGAGCAACAGGAGCUCACCCCGUCACGGGGAUUCGAACCGCCGACCUUCUGAUCGGCAAGUGCUAGGCUCUGUGGUUUAACCCACAGCGCCACCCGCAUCCCUAGAACUAUAGGGACAUAAAAAAGCUACCUUCUCCUGCCCCAGACCACUGGCUCCUCUAGCUCAAUAAUGUCUACACUGAUUGGCAGCAGCUCCCCAGGGUUUCAGGAAGGGUUUCCCUUCCAGCCCUACCUGGCAAUGCUGCAGUUUUAGCCUGGGACCCCCUGCAUGUAGAACAGAUGCUUGGCCACUGAACUAUGGCCCUUCCCUGUAAUUAUUUUUCUUUCUUCUGCAGCCCCAAGGAAUUGUGCAGGCUAUUGUAUCAGGAGAAACUUGAAGCUGUAAACUCGCCAAACUCACAGAGCAUAAUGCAAGGCGCCAGCAGUUUACGUGAGCCCUGGGAAUUUGAGUUCCUUAGGAAAGGUCAGUGGUUGAGCAGCAGCUGGAGGGAGAGAAAGAUGCAGUCCCCGGAGGCAGUGAGGAGGGGCUUUUACGUUCUUUCUGAGAAAAAGUAUAUUUUAACAUUUUGAUUUUUGUGGGGGUUUUUAGGGGUGAGAUCUUUUAUGGAUUUUCGGUGGCCUUUGCAUCUGUCAGAGGUUUGAGAAGGUCGUAACAGGCGUACUCUGUGGCAGACGACUGUAAAACGGAUGGCAAUCAUAGCUUUCCCAGUAAUGAGCAAUGUGGAAUCUUCCCUUCUGAUAACAAAGAAAAACCCAAAAUGUGCUUAGUGCAUUUUUCUCUCAUAUAAGAAAGGGGAAUAUAAUAAUAAUAAUUUAUUCUUUAUGCCCCACCCAUCUGGCUGAGUUUCCCCAGUGACUCUAGGUGGCUCCCAACAGAAUAUUAAUAAUAAAAAUAAAAAGUGAUAAAACAUCAAACAUUAAAAACUUCCCUCAACAGGGCUGCCUUCAGGUGUCUUCUAAAAGUCAGAUAGUUAUUUAUUUCCUUGACAACUGAUGGGAGGGCGUUCCCCAGGGUGGGCGCCACUACUGAGAAGGCCCUCUGCCUGGUUUCCUGUAACCUCGCUUCUCGCAGUGAGGGAACCACCAGAAGGCCCUUGGAGCUGGACCUCAGUGUCCGGGCUGAACGAUUGGGGUAGAGACAUUCCUUCAGAUAUACUGGGCAGAGUAAGGUUACCAGAUUUUUUUUCAAUGAAUCUGGGGACACUUAUUGUUCGCUACUUACAAGUGAAUGCUGAGAAAGCUGUAAAUCCGGGGACUGUCCCAGGAAACGGGGAUAUCUGGUAACCUUAGUUUAGAGUUUUAAAGGUCAGCACCAACACUUUGAAUUGUGCUCGGAAAUGUACUGGAAAAGUGACUCAGUCAAUGACCCCUCUCCCAACUCACCUGGGGAAAAAGUAAUCCUAUGGACAAGGAAAAAGCACAUAGGUAUAAAUUAAGCUGGCGCUGUGGGUUAAACCACAGAGCCUAGCACUUGCCGAUCAGAAGGUUGGUGGUUUGAACCCCGCAACGGGGUGAGCUCCCGUUGCUCGUUCCCUGCUCCUGCCAACCUAGCAGUUCGAAAGCACGUCAAAGUGCAAGUAGAUAAAUAGAUACCUCUCCAGCGGGAAGGUAAACGGCAUUUGCGUGCACUGCUCUGGUUUGCCAGAAGCGGCUUAGUCAUGCUGGCCACAUGACCCGGAAGCUGUACGCCGGCUCCCUCGGCCAAUAAAGUGAGAUGAGGGCCACAACCCUAGAGUCGGUCACGACUGGACCUAAUGGUCAGGGGUCCCUUUACCUUUACCUUAAUGUUACACCAGAACCAAAGCCUGUUCAGCAGUGGGACUGGUGGUGAUGCUCUGCCUAAGCCUAGCUUCUAAAAUAGUGCUCUGUGUCAUGUUGCUUGAUAACAUGACCAAGCUGUUCUGGCUUGGAAUCCAGCCUAAUUUCCUCCUCCUCUGGCCCUGGCCCUUUUGUUUGGGUUCCCCUCCCCUUUCCAUUUUCCUCUUCCCUUCUUUUGCCCCUACUUUCUUCGUGUGAAAGUAGGCAGGUAUGCCCAAUCUCGGUUACGUUGGAUUAUUUAGUUCAUCUGUUGAGGUCUAAGGUCAGGUAUCUCUUCUGUCUCUAGGGACAUUUAAAAACUGCUUCUCUGAAUGAAUUGGGAAAUGAUCCACCCAGACAAUAAGAUAGCUCUUUCUACCCUUAGAUCUAGAUAUAUUUAUCUGUCCUGCAGAUUCACCCAGUCUAUAAUCUUUCCCACCCAUGCAGUUGUCAGUUUUGCUUCUCCAUUCAGCAUUAUUUGCCACUGAGUAAUUAUGGGACUGGGGGUUUUGGGGGGGCCAUCCUUCUCCCUGGACUUUUUUCCUACAUAUUUGUUCUACUUGUGCAUAUUUUGGGGGGCCGUCCAACUCUGUCAAUAUCUCUCCCUUGUAUGUGGGUGAAGCUUUGGGCUAUAUAAGCUGAGGAUGACUCCAAAACAUCCAACACAGCCUUUCUUAACCAAGUGCCCUCCAGAUGUUGUUGGACUACAGCUCCCAUCAUCCAGUGCACAGACUGAUGCUGAUGGGAGUUGGAGCCCAAUGGUGUCUGGUGAGGAAAAGGUUGCAGAGCCUGUUCCAAUGGCAAUCAAGGGUCGUCCCUCCCAAAAAAGUUUGAAAACACCAUUGUGGAAAAAGCACCUCAUUUUCAGACUCUACAUUGCUAAUACAAGUGUCUUGCACUGUUUUGAUGUUCUAUUCUUGUUUGCUCUGGGCUCAUUUUAGAGGUAGGGCAGGAUAGAUGAUGAUGAUGAUGAUGAUGAUGAUGAUGAUGAUGAUAGCUACCUGAACAAACAAAAAAGAACUUAAAUGUUGCUUUUCAAAAGCCUCUUUCUUGUUGGAGAGAGGGGCUGCGAUUCCAUCCCCUCCUCUUAGUGAAAUGGCCAUUUCUGUCUAAUAAAUUACCUCCCCAACUCCUAUGAGAGCAACUUUUUGGGAAAAUGACAGGGAAAAAAGUUCCUAAGUGCAACAACUGGAGUGAUAUUUGGACAAGAGAGUCUUCCAAUUAGUGCCUGGGAGAAUCGAGGGGGAAACUUAUGUGGUGAAAAAUAGCUUUAAAACUUUAGGCAAGUCCCUGAGGGCUGUUGAAGAUCUAAUUAAUGGAACCCAGCUAUCAGCCAAUCCAUGUACAGCUCUCUGCACAGUCUAGAAAACAGCAGUAGACAUUAAUGAGCCCUUUGUAUGAAUUUGGGAACUGAGGCUGAGCAGUCAAGUUUCAGGUGGAAAAUAACUUCUUGUCUGAACUAGCUACAGCGGAUGGUUCUUUUAUGUGAAGGCUGGGUCCUCUCAAAGUACAACAAAGGAUACAGAUACCAGCCUGGCUGAGAUGAUAAGAAGGUUUCUACCCUCCAGACAUUCAGUUGAAUCUCUAAUUGGAAAAGUCUACAAGCUUAAAAUUCAUAUUACUGUGAAGGAUUAGGGAGCAAAUUGACCCAGGUUCCUGUCCCUUCUCCCUCUUAUGUAUUUAUGAGGUAUUGAGCAGUGUGCACUAAUGUUAAGAGAGAGGUGGGACAGGAGCCUGGAAAAGAGAAGACUGAGAGGAGAUAUGAUGGUAGCUGUCAACGUUUCCCUUUUUUAAAGGGAAAUUACCUUAUUCUGAAUAGGAUUCCUCGUAAGAAAAGGGAAAAGUUGACAACUAUGGAUAUGAUAGCCAUCUUCAAAUAUCUCAGGGGCU